CGCACCCAAGAACAACCCCGCGGCAACCACCAAGCAGCCGGGCGAUCCAACAGCCAGUCAAGCGGCACUGCAACUCCAUCGUCGUGCAGUCCAGCGGACACGCCACUCUCCAUAACUACCACCAGGCAACAGAAUCUCGGCCAAUUGCGCCAUUUCAGUGCAGGAGCCAGAUCCAGAGCCAGAGCCAGACCCAACAUCCUAUCCCCAAACCAUCGAACAUCGAGCAUCAUGUCCAAAGUGCCAAGCAUCGGAUCUGCCCCGCCCACUCGUUCGGCCAGAGCCAAAUGCUGGGCUGCCCGAGAUGACUACUUCAACUGCCUCGAUCAGUCCAAGCUGUGGCUCCAUGGCCUUGGUCCAACCAGCCACGAGGACAUCCUCGCCGUGGACCCCAUCGAGCUGAAAUGCAAGACCGAGUCCGAUCGGUCGCUAUCGCGCGAGGAGCGAUCGAGGCUGUUUGCCUGCAAAAAGUUCAAGGAGAUAUUCGACAAGGAAUGCCUGCCGUCAUGGUCAUCACACUUUAGUAUGCUCCGGGUCAAGGAUCUGCAAAAAGACUACAUCAUCGAAACCGUGGAGCAGUCGGAACGGGAGCGUGAAGCGAACGACGACGAGUUUUGGAAGAAGGUAUCGGCCAAGCCUCAGUAGAAAGCGGCACCGUCGUGCGCUACCGGCGUAGAAUAGGGCGCUCCGAAUUGCUCGAUUGCUCGGCCGGCUGGCUCGGCAUUCAAUACAUUUGAGAGUG
This is a messenger RNA of Polychytrium aggregatum, 739 nucleotides long. RefSeq lists its product as uncharacterized. The record is from RefSeq and is a predicted model, not a curated record. Lineage: Eukaryota; Fungi; Chytridiomycota; Chytridiomycetes; Polychytriales. The coding region runs from base 229 to 642 and encodes 137 amino acids. The transcript has 2 exons. Gene Ontology annotation, cellular component: mitochondrion; respiratory chain complex IV.